Durusdinium trenchii is the source of this 3039-nucleotide messenger RNA. Lineage: Eukaryota; Dinophyceae; Suessiales; Symbiodiniaceae. The record is from the annotation of a GenBank genome assembly.
GAUCCAGAUGCCGUGCGAGCACAUCUGCUGCAUGUCUCAGAGUUGGAAUCCGCAAAGCAGCGUGGCACCCGGACUUCGGAUGCAGUGCGCUUCAUGUUGGAAGUGGAGAAAGCAUUGAACACAAAAGUGGCACUUUGCCAUGAACACUUUCCCGUGGAGGACUCUGGAGGAUGGACGCCACAAGCGUCCGUUGAGCUUUUGUUGUCUGCUCAGCAACAACGUGUGGAGUUCUAUCGCAAAAUGGAUUCAGCAGAUGACGCAGCGGAGGAGGCGACCGUUGCGGUUGCACACGCAGAAGAAGAAGCGGUUGUGCGCUUGGUGGCGGCGGAUCUGCGACUGCGCGGUCCGGCGGCGGUGGCGAAAGUGUUGGCCGACAGAGCCACUUUGAACCGCGAUCAACUUGGCUUCGUCGCCAUUGUUGCAAAAAUUCUGCAAGAUGCCUUUGAAUCACUUCCGCCAAGUGGCGAUGGUAUGCUCGCCAAGGAUCGUGUUCUGUUGCGAUGUCUGCUGGUUGGAGGCGGUGGAUGUGGGAAGACUCGGAUCAUCAACAUGGUUUUAAGACCGUUGUUUGAAGCAGUCUUUGGUGAUGGUUCCAUGCAAGCGCAGGCGCCUUCGAACAAAGCCGCUCGUCAGAUUCAUGGCCGAACCAUGCACAGCGCAAACAAGCUGCGCAAAGAUUCAUCUUUGCGGACCGUGCAUUUGCGUGUUUCCGCAGAGACACGGAAGGCUUUGGAAUGCAACACUGUCCCGCUGGCUGCCAUCGUCAUCGAUGAUUUCUCUCAAUGCAUUGGUCAGAUGCUGCAUGCGGAUGCGCUGCGGAAGUCUUAUGGUCGGCAAAGGGCCCUGGGGCUGGAGCUUCAUCGUUAUGCGGAAUUGGACGAGAGCUGGGGGCGUAUGCCGGUGGUCGUCAUUUCUGGGGAUGAACUGCAAUUACCUCCUGCGUUGGUGAAUACCAACAUCAGUGGAUCCGGCGACAGCGCUCGCUUGUCCGGCACUGAGCAUUUUUUCCAAGCUUGCUACACUUGGUCUGUGGUUAGCAUGGCCUAUACCAUUCGCAGUUUUGAAUCAGCAAAAGCAGCGGGCAAGACCUUGUAUGCCGCCGCGCGACACGGUCGGUUUGUGGUCCAAGUAAAGUUUCAAAAGGUGGAAGAGUACACAUAUACCCGGCAAGGCGCGCCGACCAAGGGAAAGCGGUUGCACGUGCUGUUUGCUAGCGCGGAAGAAGGUGCAUAUGUGUCUGGUCGCAUGGUCAUGUGGCAACAGAAGUCUGGCGAGUUGGAAGCUGCGGCUGCGCGCUUCCAGGUGGGUUUGCACUUCGAAAUGAAAUCUGUCGUCUUUCUCCAGAAAGAGGUAGCCGAAUAUAUUCACACUCCGUUGAAAGUGGUUCUGGAUCUGCGACAGACUCACUUCGAUUCGGUUCUACAGGGACAAUUUCCCAACUUUUGCCUGGGCCCACCGACACGUCUGAAAGACAUUCUGGAGUUAACAGACGAUCGACAACGCUUCGAUAUCACGAGUCUCGUGCGGCUGCGCGGAGACCCGCGUACGGUAACCACCCGGCAGGGUCAACGUGUGGCGCAGGACAUCGUGCUUCGAGACGAGUCUUGUGUGCAAGACGGACAUCGGGCAGAGAUCACCACGUCCAUUUUCGCGGAAUCACAAGCGAAACUGGAAGAAUUUAUUGCUUUGGUGAAUCUGGAAAAGCCGUUGACUUUCUUUGGCUUCGAUGUGCAAGUCCGUGGUGCUGAAAUCAAGGUCACUCCAUCUUUUCAAGACUUUCGCUGUGAAGUGGCUGUCUCCGUCCGUGCGGCUGCGCAGGACGAAAGACAGAACGAGAUUUGGAAGGAAGCAGGGCAGACGCUGACGCAUGAAUGGCAGCCCUCGGUUUCUACGGACUACACAAGCAAAGAAGGCUUUUUAUCCUUUUGUGCUUUGCUGGAUGCGUAUAGCCAACAAGACGCAGCUGCCUUGCAUGGCAAGUUGUUUCAACUCAACAACAUCCAUGUGCCUUACCCACCGGAGCACCACACGGUGGAACGACGUGUGUUUUGGUCCACACGGAUUCGAGAUUGUAGCGGCAGCUUGGAAGUCGCCAUUCGACAAAAGGCAGCCUGCCAGCUCGCCAAAAUCGAUACAGCUGAUCACGAGAAUGCCGUCAUGGAGGUCAAUAGUCAGCAUGGCGGUGACCUGUUAUCGUGGCCUUUGCUUGCCAGUGUCAAGAUCUUGGUCACACUUCGUGGUGACAAUGACUCUGGUGCCACACAGGCGACUGACAGCGUCUCCACGACGAGUUCCUCGAAGCGGAUGCGCUUCUUAGUUGUGGAAGCUUCGGAGCAGGACCUGCAAGCGACGCCCACAAAGGCUGUGCUGGCCGUUGUUCAUGCCUUGAGCCAUGUGCCGUGCAGCGGAGACGCGUUUGCGGCUGCAUUGCUGUCGCAAUUGACCAAGAAUAGUUUUGGCGUUUUUCAAGUGCAGCCAGAGGUUGUGGUAGCGCACCUGGAGACUGGUGCCUUGGAACGCCACGCUAAACGUCGCCGGGUUACUUGUGCGAAGGCCUUGGUGAUGCUUCUUUCGAAAGAACGGACGCAGCAAGAAGCGUUGGGCUCAGACAGUUAUGGCAUUCGGUUGGUGACCAAGAAUGUUCGCGACGCUUUGGCUCCAGAUGCAGGCCCUGUGACUGUGGUGGCAUAUUGUCAGCGACAUGCUUUGAAGGAUUUCAUUUUGGAUCCUCCACGGACUGGAACCAAAACCCAAUACGCUCUGGCAUUGAUCUCCGAUCUGAGCACUACAUCAAGUGAAACCACAUAUGUGGUGGAACAAUUGCAGUUGCUGCAAGAAGGCGAUGCAGAAGCUGCAAUGAUAUGUCUGCGGCGUUUGGAGCAACUGACUGCCUUGAUCGCUUCUCGUCAACAGACGUCGGAUCCCCUACCAGCCUGGACGGACACAUUGGCGGAGAGUGCCUCCCGCAUCGCUUGUCCACGCAUCUCGGCCUAUCCCGCAGGGGACACAUGGGAGAGUCCAGUGAAGGCGUCCCAGGAG